AUGAGGCACCACAUCCAGCCCUUGAAACAGCUAACAGUCACAUAUAGGCCAGAAGAUGACAUCAUGACUCCAGGAACAAAAGAUGGCCUUGGGACCCAUGUAGAAGACGUCUCAACCCCAGCAGCUAGUGAAGAGCUCUCAAAGUCUGGCUUCACAACCCUGGUGACAACAGGUGCCAUGAGUGUGACAGACCCUCAUGUCGAGGAUCAGCCAACUGCAGAAAGCACAGUCCACGCCAAAGAAGGCCAGAGCACCCCCGUCCCAAGGGAGAUGACGAGUCACUCUGGGGAGAAAGUGGGGGGAGAGACCCAGACAACAGUUGAGAAAGAUGGUUUGACGACGGUGACCCUGGUUGGAAUCAUAGUUGGGGUCUUACUAGCCAUUGGCUUCCUUGGUGGGAUCAUCAUUGUGGUCAUGCGAAAAAUGUCUGGAAGGUACUCGUAA
This is a messenger RNA of Otolemur garnettii (small-eared galago), 444 nucleotides long. RefSeq names its product podoplanin (gene PDPN). Bases 1 to 444 code for a protein of 147 amino acids. Gene Ontology annotation, cellular component: apical plasma membrane; basolateral plasma membrane; filopodium. Gene Ontology annotation, molecular function: chemokine binding; protein-folding chaperone binding; signaling receptor binding. The transcript is spliced from 5 exons. Gene Ontology annotation, biological process: response to hyperoxia; Rho protein signal transduction; positive regulation of cell migration. Lineage: Eukaryota; Metazoa; Chordata; Mammalia; Primates; Galagidae. The record is from RefSeq and is a predicted model, not a curated record.